Messenger RNA from Conger conger (European conger), 4134 nucleotides. RefSeq names its product Bardet-Biedl syndrome 1 (gene bbs1). Gene Ontology annotation, molecular function: smoothened binding; patched binding. Gene Ontology annotation, cellular component: BBSome; centrosome; axoneme. The record is from RefSeq and is a predicted model, not a curated record. The transcript is spliced from 17 exons. Lineage: Eukaryota; Metazoa; Chordata; Actinopteri; Anguilliformes; Congridae. The coding region runs from base 1872 to 3638 and encodes 588 amino acids. Gene Ontology annotation, biological process: protein localization to cilium; non-motile cilium assembly.
UCUGAGUGAUAAAACCAAUAAACUAACAAGAAGCGCAAUAUAUCAAAACUAGAUGGCAGAUACUGUAGAACACUGUGAUGAUCAGGUCUCGAUAUUAUAUUGCUUUUUUUUUUUUUUACAGUUUACACCUUGAGGACCAUAGUCAGUCAGUCCAAAACCAGGCAGAGAUCAAAAACCAGAAAAUCAAAAAAAUCUGGGCACAGAAAAACAGGAAAACUGGGUCACAGAAUAAGGCUAGAACUGGUAGAAAGGAAUACAAGGGGAGACUCGGAAAACUGGAAUAGACGAUUGUUAUACAAAUGCCAACCAUUUUAGGAACUAGCCGCAAGAAACUGGACAGGUUUCAAUAGAACACUGAAGAACAGACAACGAGAAACAGAUGAGUGACAAGACAGAAUCACAGGAAGGAAAUACAUAUAAGGAGUGUGAGGCGGAGACAUUAAAUGAACUGGUGAAAUUAAUUAAUUAGUUCCUGAAACAGAAAACAGACUAUGGUGGUCACAGAGGGUAACAAGAAGCAAAAAUGUGAGAGACUUAGACAGAAAAUGGAGAACAGAGAACCACAGAUGGCAAAAGGGCACAGACGUGACAGAACCCCCCUCCCAAUGACUGGACGGUCACCCAAAUAAUACCAUGGGGAGGCGGAACAGGGAGGGUGGGUGGAAAUAAGGGAAAGUACAGGUGACCGCAUGGUCUCAGACAGGCCUGGGCUUCAGACGGACAGGGGGCUUUAGACCUGGACCUGGAGGGGCAGCCAAGAUCAGAGGCGUGCAGGAAAGUCCGAAAUCUAGUGGCAUAGUCUGACACAGAACACAGUAAGUAAUGAUGUUUUCAGGUUCCAACUGAGGUUCAUGAAACUUUUCUCUCAUCCAUUGAGGGGCCCUUACUGGACUGUUUUAUGUAAUCAUUUGUUGUGGGUACUUCACCCGAGAAUCAAUUUCAAUUAAAGACUGGGAGGCCCCUAUCUUUGUUAGUGCUGCACACAUUCAUAUCUUAUGCAAUUCAUAGAGAGACCUGAUUGCUGAUACAUAAAUGCCUAAUGCCCAACCUUCAGGAAAAAUGUAAAGGCCUUUGACAGGAUCUUAUGUAAUUUUAUCUGCAAAUGGUUCGCAUUUUUUCAACUUACAGGCACAAUACAUAAUUGCUGCUAGACCACUGCCUUGGAAAAAUACAAUUAAAAAUUAAAUAAGAAACUGAUAUUUCACUGUCCAACUAUAAAUGCAGAAAUAUAAAUGCAUACCCACAACAAAUAUACAUGCCUAAUUUUAAUAAAUUGAUCUUCAAAAUUUUCCCAAAUGAAAAAUUAGUCGGGAUCAAACGCUGAAAUCGUUGUUCCAGUUGGCAUGAGGUGGAAGUUGAAUGCAGUUAUUUAAGUCACAGGAACAUACAUUAUUCAUGGCGAAUGGUUGGGGCGGCCUCAGAACCUUAAAUAAAAAAUAUAUGGCAAUUCAUUGUAAAAUAGGUUGGCCAUACUUUCCACUGUACACUUUUCUGUGUCUGCUCCUCCUUUCCCUUCAUAUUUACUUGAGACGUGCUCUAAAGGAACCAAGAAGGAAAGCAAAGUGAGCAAACGAGGGAAAGAAUUUGGAAUCAAUUACAAUUAUUUUUUAUUGAAGGAGGGAGCAUUUUAAUAAAUCGAGCGCAGCCGAAGAUUCCGGUUUGGCGUUUCAUUGAGUCGUACCGUUUGACCUUCUACAUUUUCCGUAGGAGGAGUAAACAAAUCUGUAAUGACAUCUUGCUUUGCUGCUAUAGAAACGAGAAAGCUAAUCUGAGGAUUAGCUGGCUAAUGUAGUAUAUUCAACUCUGUAUUGCCUGUGGGUGUUUGUAUUCGGUGAACGCAGUAAAACGUCGACACUGUGUGUAAUGCCAUAAUGUCUGCAGCACCUGCGGAGAUGAAAGAAAAUGCUGAAGCAAAUGCCAAAUGGCUGGAUGCCCAUUAUGAUCCAGUGGCCAAUCUGUAUACCUUCUCACCCUGCAUCGCUCUGGCAGACCUGCAGGGUGACGGGGAUAAUAAGCUGGUGGUGGGUGACCUGGGCACGGGCGUGUGCAGCAUGAAGCUGAAGGUGUACCGCGGCACCAGUCUGAUGAGCGAGAACACUCUGCUGGACCUCCCCACUGGCCUGGUGUCCUUCUUCAUGGACCAGCAUGAGCCGCGCACCCCCGCCAUCGCCGUGGCCUCCGGGCAGUUCAUCUACAUCUACAAGAACCUGCGGCCCUACUUCAAAUUCACACUGCCCACCCUGGAGGUCAACCCCCUGGAGCAAGACGUCUGGAGCCAGGCCAAGGAGGACAUGAUUGACCCCAUGUCUUUGAAAGAAAUGCUGGAGGGAAUCAGGGACAAAGCUGACAUAGCCCUCUCUGUCCGAUCCCUGAAGUUUCUCAUGCUGGACCCUCAGGAGGCCGAGGCUUUCGUCCACCUCCACAAGCAGCAGCCAAUCCGCAGACAGACUGUCAUCACCUGUAUCAGCACUCUGAAGAAGAACAUGGCGGAUGAGGAUGCAGUCAGCUGUCUGGUCAUUGGCACAGAGAGCAAAGAUGUCUACGUCCUGGAUCCGGAAGCUUUCACCAUCCUGUCCAAGAUGUCCCUCCCCAGCGCCCCCACUCUGAUGGACGUGACGGGGCAGUUUGAUGUGGAGUUCCGUAUCACGGUUGCCUGUCGCAAUGGCAACAUCUACAUUCUCCGCAGGGAAUCCCCCAAGCCAAAGUACUGCAUCGAGCUGACCUCACAUCCUGUGGGCCUGGUCAGGGUUGGGAAGAACGUGGUGGUGGGCUGUGCUCAGGAGACCCUGCAGGGCUACACGCAGAAGGGGAAGAAGCUGUGGACGGUGUACCUCCCGGCCCCUGUCACCGCCAUGGGACUGAUGGACCACCACGGUAGGGGCUUCCAGGCCGUCCUGGUGGGGCUGGCCAAUAGUGAGGUGCACCUCUACCGGGACAAGAACCUCGUCAGCACCGUCAAGACCCCGGACGUGGUCACCAGCAUCUGCUUUGGGAGGUACGGUCGAGAGGAAGGCACCCUCAUUAUGACCACUAAAGGGGGGGGUCUGAUGGUGAAGAUCCUGAAGAGGACAGCAGUGUUUGAGGACAGAGACAUGGCCCCUGGGCCCCCCCUCGCUCAGAGCAUCCGCCUCAACGUCCCCAAGAAGACCAAGCUGUACGUGGACCAGACCAUGAGGGAGCGUGAGAACGCCGUGGCUAUGCACAGAGCCUUCCAGAUGGACCUGAGCAGGCUGCGUCUGGCCGUGGCCCGGGCCUACGUGAAAGCCCUGGAGUCCAGCCUGACCCCCAUGUCCUCCAGCCUGUCGGAGCCGCUGAAGAUGAACGCCGUGGUUCAAGGCCUGGGGCCGUCCUUCAAGCUCACGCUCAACCUUCAGAACACAGCAACCUGCCACCCCGUCAUGAACCUGGCCGUCAGCUUCCUGUACGACCAGACGCUGUACAGCAUGAGGAACGCCUUCUUCCAGGUCCCCCUGCUAGUCCCUGGACUGAAUUACCCCAUCGAUACCUUUGUGGAGUGCCUGACUGACAAGGGGAUCUCUGAUAUUAUCAAAGUGUUUGUUCUUCGGGAGGGGAAAAGUGCACCACUGCUCACCGCCCACAUCAACAUGCCCGUCAGUGAGGGACUGGCUCUCAGUUGAAAUGACAGUUGAUAUGACACAAACAUGAAUACCCAGUACGCACAUACCCAAUCCCAUACCAACGCGUACAAAUGCUCACUCACACAGGAACAUUAACGGGACCAGUCAGUCGGAAUGAAAUCUGAAACUCCGUAGGGGCCGGUGUAUAAACACAACAAAAACUGGUAGAAUAGGUCUCCAUGGUGACAGGCUGUGAGGUACUCUAUGUUUAGGGUGACACCUGCUGGCAUCUAGCUACUGUACAUUACUGUAGGGCCUGAACUCAGAUGCUGCCAAAACACUGUUUGAUUGGCAGCUAACUGGGUUGUGUUAAUGUCUUAUUUUGUAGACUCUUUGGAAACUUAAUAUAGUUUGUUAUUCUGUAAGUGUACAUAUAGUAAUAUUUAUAUGUAAAAUGUAUUAUUUAUUUGUAUCAAUUUGUAGUUAUGAAAAACCUAGAAUUUGUAUUCAUUAUUAAAAUGUGGUCUGAUGAGUCCACAAUGAGAGGAUUUCAUAA